Molecule: messenger RNA, 1140 nt
Organism: Hevea brasiliensis (rubber tree)
Lineage: Eukaryota; Viridiplantae; Streptophyta; Magnoliopsida; Malpighiales; Euphorbiaceae
Exons: 3
Coding region: 88-981 (297 amino acids)
Source: RefSeq, a predicted model, not a curated record
GUAUAAUAUAUUUAUUGGUAGGGUGUUUAUACAAAGUCUCAGCUCCUUUCUCUUUCAAAUAUAUCUUCCCUCUGUUUCAAGCUUUUGAUGUUACAACUGUUUUCCUCUCAACAUCAAAUGGCGGAGCAGGUCUCAGCCCAGCUCGAGCCAUGGUGCGACCUACAGAACAAGGUGGUCCUGAUCACCGGUGCCUCUUCUGGUUUAGGCCGAGACUUCUGUCUUAACCUUGCCAAAGCCGGCUGCAGGAUUGUUGCUGCCGCUCGUCGCGUUGAUCGUCUCAAAUCUCUCUGUGAAGAAAUCAACCAGCAUCCUUCUCCUUCAUCGGCUAAUAAUAAGUCCACUUCUGGUCCACGAGCUGUUGCUGUGGAACUUGACGUAUGCGCUGAUGGGCCUGCAAUUGAUAGGUCGGUGCAGAUUGCUUGGGAAGCCUUUGGCGGAAUCGAUGCUCUGUUAAAUAAUGCUGGUGUUAGAGGUAGCGUGAAGAGUCCGCUGGAUUUGUCUGAGCAGGAGUGGAAUCAUGUAGUGAGGACAAAUUUGACUGGAUCCUGGUUAGUGUCCAAAUCUGUCUGCAUACGUAUGCGCGACUCGAAACGAGGAGGAUCUAUCAUUAAUAUUUCUUCUAUUACUGGUCUUCACCGUGGCCAAUUACCUGGAGCUGUUGCCUAUUGUUCUUCAAAGGCGGGCUUAAACACCAUGACCAAGGUCAUGGCUCUGGAAUUGGGGUUGCAUAAAAUCAGAGUGAACUCAAUAUCACCUGGACUGUUCAAAUCUGAGAUCACAGAGGGUCUUAUGCAAAAGGAUUGGCUAACUAAUGUUGCUUUGAGAACUGUCCCUUUACAAACGUACGGCACCUCAGAUCCGGCACUAACGUCGCUGGUCCGAUACUUAAUCCAUGACUCCUCAGAAUAUGUGACUGGCAAUAUAUUCAUUGUUGAUGCAGGUGCCACCCUACCAGGUGUCCCUAUAUUCUCUUCCCUUUGAAUCUGUGCACACACUGUUAAUUUUCUUUACACGACUUGUCUGCAUAUUCUUUUGUUUCCAUGUGAUUUUAGUAUGAUUGAACUGUAAGGUGGAAUGAUUUAGUAGGCUGUAUGAGAAUUUCAAAUUGGAAGAUGGGAGAUGUCAAAUUUUCCAGAGUCA